AUGACACUGACUCCCGCCCCGCUGCAUAUUCUCACGAUCAAUGCCAAAGGCCUGAACAAACCAGAGAAGAGAUCAGGAGCACUGAGAGACUUUCAUAAACAAAGGGCCUCGAUAGUCAUGUUGCAGGAAACACACUUUCAGAAAGGGGCCAGACCCAAACUAACAAACCAACACUACACACAAGGAUACUACAGUGACUACCACGGGGGGAAAGCUAGGGGGACAGCAAUACUUUUCCAUAAGAGGGUGCCGUUCUGGGAGGGGGGCUGCUUGUCGGACGACGAAGGCAGGUACCUAUUCCUCAAGGGGGAAAUAGCAGGCCGUCAGUACACGUUCGCAACCAUAUACGCCCCAAACACACGACACCUCAAACAAACACUCCACAAGCACCAGGCGUUCAAAGAAGGGACUCUCAUACUGGGGGGUGACUUUAAUGUUGCAUUAGAACCGUCAUGGGACACUUCAACGGGCACCUCACAUAUCCCCAACCAACAACUGCAAG
Messenger RNA from Pelobates cultripes (western spadefoot toad), 502 nucleotides. The record is from the annotation of a GenBank genome assembly. NCBI's taxonomy places the organism in Eukaryota, Metazoa, Chordata, Amphibia, Anura, Pelobatidae.